GGAAAUGUUGGGACAGUACGGCUCCGAUGGCGAAGUCGGAGGCGUCAGUGGUGACAUAGAAAUGGCGAGUGGGGUCGGCAAUCUUGAGGACAGGGACCGUGGUGAUGGUUUGCUUGACGGAGACAAUAUGGCCGAGGUAUUCGACGCUCGAAGCGGCAAACAUACAUUUGUUGAGCUUGGCAUAGAAUUUUUGCUCUCGGAGGAUCGCGAGGACUUGGCGGAGGUGCUGAAGGUGGGACUCGAAGGUGGGGCUGAAGACAAGGAUGUCAUCAAGGUUGACAACGACACAGACUUCGAGGAGGUUGCGAAAGAUGUGGUUCAUGGUGGAUUGGAAGGUAGCAGGGGCAUUGGUGAGUCCGAAUGGCAUCACGAGGAACUCGUAGUGCCCGAACCGAGAGCGGAAGGCGGUCUUGUGAGUGUCCUCCUCGCGGAUACGGAUCUGGUGGAAGCCACUACGAAGGUCGAUCUUGGUAAAGUACUUGGCUCCACGGAAACGAUCAAGGAGCUCGGAAAUCCAAGUGGUUUGCACUAUGGACGUUGGAGUAGCUUGCACUAUGGGGGUUGGAGUGGUUUGCGCGGUGGUGACGACCGUGAUGGGGGGGUGGUCCCUUCGAGCGUGGUGACGCGGUCGCAUAAAGAUGACACGUUGGCCUUUAUGUCGUCGAGAGAGGCGGUGACGGAGGUUUGGAAGGUGUUGAGUGCGUGGAGGAUGGCAGAGAGGUCGGGGGUGGCGGUGUUUGCUGGUGGUUGUUCGCCGGCGAGGUUGCGGGCGAUGCUAUCGACUGAGUCGGUGCGGAUGUCAGACAUGUUGAUGGAGGAUGCGGCUAUGUCGGGGGAAGAGGGGGUGGAGGACGUGGCCUGAACGGGGGUGGAAGAUGCAGCAGCAGCGGUGGCGACGGCGGCAGCACGUUGGGAGUUUUUGGUUUGGCGUGGUGGCAUGUGGAGGAUGGGGGGGAAUCCCCUUUUUUAUUUAUUAAUAAAUUCAAAAAUAAAGAUAAUCCCCAAGUUUUUUUUUUUUUUUUUUUUCCAAAAUAAACGCUGAACAGAAAG
Molecule: messenger RNA, 1050 nt
Organism: Chara braunii
Lineage: Eukaryota; Viridiplantae; Streptophyta; Charophyceae; Charales; Characeae
Source: the annotation of a GenBank genome assembly